This is a messenger RNA of Asparagus officinalis (garden asparagus), 1693 nucleotides long. Its product is annotated as putative inactive cysteine synthase 2. The transcript is spliced from 10 exons. Gene Ontology annotation, cellular component: cytoplasm. The record is from RefSeq and is a predicted model, not a curated record. The coding region runs from base 76 to 1191 and encodes 371 amino acids. Gene Ontology annotation, molecular function: cysteine synthase activity. Lineage: Eukaryota; Viridiplantae; Streptophyta; Magnoliopsida; Asparagales; Asparagaceae.
CCUCCCCUAUUCUCCAAUUUCCCCUCACUUCUCCAACGCAAAACCCCUCUAAAACCUCAGCACAAAAAUCCACCAAUGGCUUUAUCCACUGCUCCUCCCCUUCUUCCCUUAUCCUCUCUCCGACUCCCAAUAAUUUCACGUUAUUUUCCCAUCAAAAUAACCCAUGGCAACAAACUCCACUCUGCUAAAAUUAGAAAACCCAUGUCUGCUGCUAUCUUUGCAAAAGCUGUCUCUUUUCACAGCAGGGAGGAGCUCGACACUGUCAACAUCGCUGAGGACGUCACCCAGUUAAUUGGGAGAACGCCAAUGAUAUAUCUCAACAAUGUCGUUGACGAUUGUGUGGCUAAUAUUGCUGCAAAACUCGAGUCUAUGGAACCCUGUAGAAGUGUCAAAGAUAGGAUUGGAUGUAGCAUGAUAAACAAUGCCGAAGACAAAGGACUUAUUUCACGAGGAACGACCACUUUAGUUGAACCAACUAGUGGAAAUACAGGAGUUGGUAUUGCCUUUGUUGCUGCUGCCAGGGGAUAUAGGCUCAUUGUGACCAUGCCUGCAUCAAUAAAUCUAGAGAGACGUAUUCUUCUUCGCGCACUUGGAGCAGAGAUAAUUUUAACAGAUCCAGCAAAAGGUUUAAAAGGAGCAGUGGACAAGGCUAAUGAAAUAGUUGAGCGGACGCCAAAUGCCUACAUGUUUCAGCAGUUUGAUAAUCUGGCGAACUCUGAGAUUCACUUUGAAACCACAGGUCCAGAAAUAUGGGAGGAUACAUUGGGCGGCGUUGAUAUAUUUAUCGCUAGCAUUGGGACAGGUGGUACUAUCACAGGUACAGGGCGUUAUCUGAAAAUGAUGAACAGAGAUAUCAAGGUUAUUGGAGUAGAACCUGCAGAAACAAGCAUAAUUUCUGGAGGAAGUCCAGGUUAUGUGCCAAGCAUUCUUGAUGUUAAGUUGCUUGAUGAGGUCAUGAAGAUAAGCACUGCUGAAGCUGUUGAAGUAGCAAGAGCAUUGGCUCUUAAAGAAGGAUUGCUGGUGGGUAUUUCUUCGGGAGCUGCUGCUGCUGCUGCAAUCCAUGUGGCAAGAAGGCUUGAAAAUGCUGGAAAGUUGAUAGCAGUUAUUUUCCCAAGCUUUGGUGAAAGAUACAUCUCUACAGUUCUUUUCCAUUCCAUACACGAGGAAGUCCAGAAAAUGAGGACGAGGUGAUGACUUGAAAAUUUCUAAAGGGAAUUUUGUAGCUCAUGAGGGCAGUAUAUGAUGUUACAUGGUUCAUCAGCUGAACCCUCGUCUUGAACUUAAGGAAAUGCAUAUUACGUUCUCACAAUUUUAGCACCUUGGACCAAAAGGGUUACCCAGUACCCUAAGUUCUGACACAAGCUAGCUUUAUUGAGUAGAUAGGCAAGUUGGUGGGUGCAGGAGCAACGAAGAUCAGAUUUGUUCGGCCUAAUGGGUGUGAAAUGUGUAGAUUUUGUUUCAUUAGUGAAGCUCUUUUCAUUGCAUCUAAAUAUCGCUUAUGUCCAAAUUUUGAUUCAUCUUGAGGAGAUGUUUCAUAAUUUUAGCAGGAAAAUAGUGACUGUUGUAUAUAUUUACAUUAUUCUGAAUGUGACCUGGUAUUUUUGGUGAAAUAGAGGACGAAACUGACAUCCUCAUUGAAGUAAGGGCUUUUAGCAGGAGCAAUGUGACCUGGUAUUUACAUUAGUAGGCCUUA